Messenger RNA from Centruroides sculpturatus (bark scorpion), 1867 nucleotides. Its product is annotated as metabotropic glutamate receptor 7-like. Lineage: Eukaryota; Metazoa; Arthropoda; Arachnida; Scorpiones; Buthidae. The coding region runs from base 248 to 1867 and encodes 539 amino acids. Gene Ontology annotation, biological process: G protein-coupled receptor signaling pathway. The record is from RefSeq and is a predicted model, not a curated record. Gene Ontology annotation, cellular component: membrane. The transcript is spliced from 5 exons. Gene Ontology annotation, molecular function: adenylate cyclase inhibiting G protein-coupled glutamate receptor activity.
CAUAAGUAAUUUAGACGAAGGAACAUAUCGAUGUCCCGAUGGAUCUAGCCCAAGUAUUCGACAAAAAAUCGUUUCUGGAGUACUUGGAGCGGCUUCCAGUGUUACUUCCAUUCAAGUGGCUAACUUACUUCGAUUAUUUAAAAUACCACAAGUGAGUUUUUUCUCUACAUCUCCCGAAUUGAGUAAUAAACAAAGGUUCGAGUACUUUCUACGUACGGUUCCUUCUGAUAAGAAUCAAGCUCAUGCUAUGAUAGAGAUCGUCAAGAGACUGAAGUGGGCUUACAUCUCCAUCCUCUACGAAGAAUCCAAUUAUGGAGUGAAGGCAUUCAGUGUUUUAGAAGAGUUAUUGGCCGAGAAUAACAUUUGUAUUGCCAUCAAAGAGAGAUUAAUCAAAGAUUCUGGAGUUGCCGUGGAGCAAGCUUACGAUAAUAUCGUACAAAGACUAUUAUCUAAACAGAGUGCUAGAGGGGUAAUAAUUUUCGGUUCUGAUCAAGAGGUUGCUGGAGUAAUGAGAGCAAUUCGCAGGAACAAUGCAACAGGAACUUUCUCUUGGAUAGGCAGUGAUGGAUGGAGUGCAAGGGCUCUGGUAUUCGAAGGUAACGAAGAUCAAGUGGAAGGUACUCUUUCUGUACAGCCAAGAGCACAUCCUGUGAAAGGCUUUGACGAAUAUUUUCUUAGUAGAACGGUCUAUAAUAAUCGAAGAAAUCCUUGGUUUAUAGAAUAUUGGGAACAUUAUUUUAACUGUCGAUGGCCAAAUAGCACUGAUACCCCAUUUAAUGGAAAUUAUACUCGUUUCUGUACAGGAAAAGAGCAAAUGAAUUUUGAAAAUGGUUACGAACCAGAAGGUCAACUUCAAUUUGUUAGUGAUGCUGUAUUAACUUUUGCUUAUGCAUUGAAAAGAAUGCAUCAAGAAUUAUGUCAGGGGAAAUCUGGAUUAUGUCAAAGAAUGAAGCCUGUUAAUGGAACAAUUUUAUUAGAAUAUUUAAAGACAGUAUCUUUUACAGGUAUGAGUGGAGACGAGUUUCGCUUCUCUCCAUCUGGAGAUGGUCCUGCACGUUAUAACAUAAUUCAUUUCAAACAAAUAUCUCCUGGAAAUUACAAAUGGAUUCAAGUAGGGGAAUACAAAGAUGGCGAACUCGAGUUGAAUCUCUCUGAAAUCAGAUUUAGAAUGGAUAAUCCGAAUGUACCUAUUUCAGUCUGCAGUUUACCCUGCAGUAAAGGUCAAGCUAAGAAGUUUUUGGAAGGAGAAAGUUGUUGCUGGCAUUGCUUUAACUGUUCUCGUUAUCAAUUCUUAAAAACUGAGACACUUUGUGCAGAUUGCCCUCCAGGAUUUUUACCGGAUGCAGAACAAGCGUCAUGCUUGCAGAUACCGGAAUCUCAUAUGACACCUGGAUGUUCAUGGGCUUUGGGUGCUAUGACAUUCUCUACUUUAGGAAUUAUACUAACAGGAUUUUUCACUACGGUAUUUCUGAAACAUAAUGACACUCCAAUCGUUAGAGCUUCUGGAAGAGAACUCAGUUACGUCUUACUCUGUGGCAUUUUCAUGUGCUACAUUAUGACCUUUAUUUUGGUACAGAAACCAUCAGAUAUUAUAUGCGGUGUUCAGAAAACAGGCAUCGGCUUGUGCUUUGCAAUCGUAUACAGUGCCAUAUUAACUAAAACUAAUCGCAUUUCACGUAUUUUUAAUGCUGGAAAGAAAACUGUCAGCAAACCAGCAUUCAUAUCUCCUCAAUCUCAGUUGAUCAUUUGUGGGGCUUUGGUUAGUGUUCAAAUAUCAAUCACAUCAGUUUGGUUAGUAUUUACACCACCCCGUGCCAUUCAUUCAUAUCCUUCACGAGAAGAAAAUCUUCUAGUUUGCGCUGCGUAG